AUGGCAUUAAGAUUCAGCAGUUGGAUAGAAAAGAGGCUGUGGGACAAGCGGGACCUCGGCACUGAGGCGAAGGAACCGACCGAAGGAAUAAGGUUGAAGGAAUUAGAACAGACGCCGAAUACGACAGCAGAGCCAAUCGACGAGAACAGAUGGGAGCGGGCAUUAGGAGAUGGUUUCACAGGGUUACAUGAUCUCCAACUGAGGAGUAUGUUGAUGUGCCAAGCAGUAGAGUUGUGGAUCAAUAACUUAGAAGAGACAGCAGACGGCGUCUGGUCUCCCGAAGCUUCGGAGUGCAAAGUGGAGGAGGUGGGAUUUUUAUUUACUGGAAUCCCUAGCGCAGCCUGUGAACCAAGGGAGAACAAUAAUGAAUGGUCUGGAUUAAGGCGUUCCUCAGGAUUAUGGAAGCAACAGAAACAUCACAGGAACUUAGCGACGUGUAUGGACCUAUUGAGUAUAAUCUUGACAUUGUAUCAGAAUAUUUCUGCCAAGGAGGACGGUUGGAAAAUAGGAGAAGAAGAUGCAUGUCAACAGAUUUAUGGAGCCCUGAACGACUGGGCGGGAGGAAAAGUAGCAUCGGAAGUAAUGAACGAGUGGUUUAAUAAUAUGGAGGAAAAGGAGAUAGGACGCGCGGGAUUAAGAAUAUUUCAGGCAGGAAAAGCUAGAGGUAGUCACUGGCGCAGGUUUUUUGAGAAGGUAGGAAGUUAUGUUACAGAACUUCAGUGUAUGAAGAAACCCUCAGACGAGAAAGUUUGGGAAGUGAGCUGUUUAAGAACAGUCAAUAACCAGGACUGCGAGGUUAUUCACGAACAACAAGAGACGAAACUGGAACAAGGGGACAUCACGAAGUUUGAGCAGGUAAGGGCACAAGUCCAGGAGAAUAAGAAGGAGCGCAUGAGAAGCGAAGGGUGA
Molecule: messenger RNA, 909 nt
Organism: Plasmodium inui San Antonio 1
Lineage: Eukaryota; Apicomplexa; Aconoidasida; Haemosporida; Plasmodiidae
Exons: 1
Coding region: 1-909 (302 amino acids)
Source: RefSeq, a predicted model, not a curated record